This is a messenger RNA of Apis florea (little honeybee), 2739 nucleotides long. It is a transcript of the gene Fas3, whose product is annotated as fasciclin 3. Gene Ontology annotation, cellular component: plasma membrane; cell-cell junction. Gene Ontology annotation, molecular function: cell adhesion molecule binding. Gene Ontology annotation, biological process: cell-cell adhesion. The record is from RefSeq and is a predicted model, not a curated record. NCBI's taxonomy places the organism in Eukaryota, Metazoa, Arthropoda, Insecta, Hymenoptera, Apidae.
UUUUCUCGAUCUUUUUCAGCAUCGAAAUCGAACCUAAUCGUGGACAUCGAGCCAAAACGACCGACGGCCGUUCGAUUGGGCGAGAGUCUGCAAAUUUUGUGCAGAGUGGGUAGACCGCUUCGGGUGUGCCGUGUCGAGAUACCUGGCGAGGAAAGUGGUAUAGUGUUGUCGAAGGGACAACCGCCCGAGGACGGUAUCGAGUAUUACGGAGAGGGGACAGAGGCGGGCCAAUGCGGUGUUCGCAUAGCUAAGAUCAAGGAAAGCCACGACGGGAUAUUCAAAUGCACCCUGACCACAACCGACAGUCGAUCGGAGGAGCAGGCAUCCAUGAGGAUCAUCGUGGCCAAACCGCCGAAUAAUCCAGAGCUUCACACUAGUCCAGGAUCGGAUGGAAGAAAUAUAUAUAGGAAGGGAGAAAAAUUGGAAGUGAGUUGCAGCGCGCCAGGCGGACGACCAGCGGCCAACGUUUCUUUGUUCCUCGACGACGAGCCAAUCGGGAACGAGGAAAGGCCUACGAUUUACGACUCGAACGUGGACGACAAUUCACUGGCCGUGCAAAAUGCAUCGCGCGCCUUGGACUGGAUCGACAAUGGGAAAGUUCUUCGAUGCGUCGCCGGUCACAUUGCCCUCGAUCGGCCCAGAACAACUAUGCAACUGCAGGUCCACUAUCCUCCUCAACCUCAGUCAACGAUUGAACGAUUUGGAUACGUGAUUGGACGGCAGGGAAUCGUGAACGUGACCGUUUACGCGAAUCCUAGGCCGCGUUUUUUAUGGCGAGUGAACAAUGAGAUGAUCAACGAGGGACGUCCAGAUGAAAGCAAUCGACUCGAAACAUCGACCGCUGUUGAUCUGGGAAGAGGAGCGUGGAGCGUAAUCCUGACGAUCGACAGUGUGCAAAAAUCCGACACGGAGAAGGAAUAUAUCUUGGAAGCCCGGAACGGCGAAGGAGCUUACGAAUAUCGUAUCAUUUUGUCGACAGCCACAGAACCUGCAGGGCCGUUCGGUCACUUCUAUGGUAAGCUCUCCGAACACAUGCACGCACUAGGCGUCGAUUUAGAUGCUGGUUCUAUCAUCGGAAUCGUGGUCGGAGCCCUGGUGCUACUUCUCAUCGUUUUCAUACUAAUUUUUGCCCGUGCGACCGGACGCUGGUGCUUCGCAGGUAACACGACGUCUAGGAAUCUUGGCGAGUCGAAAUCGCGCAGAAUCAAAGACUUUGCGGAUCCGGCAGCGAGCGUUAAUCUACUUCGUUUUGAGAAAUCGAUAAGCCAAGACGAAACGCAAAGAAGUGAUACGGAAAGUGCCGGCCGCUAUUCCAGAACGGAAGUGGAUGGAUCUCGAGAAGAACGGAAAUCGAGAAUCAGCCUGUCUAGCUUAUUUAAACGCAAUAAGGAUAAAGUGUCUGGCGCUGACACCGACACCAUGAGAACUGUCGUUACAGUCGAUGAUGAGAAGCAUCAAACAGCACCAAUUGCCCAAGAUGCUGCUAAAUCAACCACGGACGAAGGAGGAAUAGUUUAUGCCGAAUUGGAUUUGACGCAACAGCAACAAAAUGUUCCGAUUCGGCAUCUGAACGAGGACAAAACGGAAUACGCCGAGAUCUUAUACACGAAACCAUCUACGGAGGAACAACAGUCACCCAAGGAGUAAAAUUCGUUCGCGCGAGAGAAAAAAAUUUUGCGAAACAAUCACAAAUUUUUAUGUUUUUUCUUCUUUCCUUUUUUUUUUCGUGAUUAACACACAUUUGUUACGUUAUUAUUUCGAUCCUUUUCAGUGUACGAUAAUCGUCCUUUAUCGUAUAUUUAGAUUUUCUACGUUUUUUUUAACUUAUUCUUAAUACGAAAUGUGAGUGUACGGUGCGGAUAAGAAAGAUAGUUUAAUAAGAAAGAUAGUAAUAAAAAUGAUUGUAGUACUUAAAAAUAUUAAACACCGUAUGGUUGCAUCCGACUGAGAAGGAUCUAAACGAUCUACUUAACGUUUCUUUUUUUUUAUUAUUAUUAUUAUUAUUAUUAUUAUUAUUAUUUUUACAAAUUAUUUUUAAGUUAUUUUAAAUAAUUUUAAAUACUAAACGUACACAAGGACAUCGAAACGUCGACGAUCGAAGAGGAAUUCCAUUUUUCAUAGAUUACGCGAAAGUAAAAUCGAGAUGUAAAAUUACGAAAACUACGAAAGUAUUUCUAAAAAUUUUAAAAAUCAAAAAAAAAAGAGAUUUUUUAACUCCAUUACACAGUUUGGUACAAUCAAAAUCGGAACACUUCUCCUUUUUGCUUCCAAUUAAAUCCUUUCAUACUCGUAGAGAAUCGUUUUAAAUUUAUUCGUAGGAAGCCACGAGUUCAUCGCGAGCUUGAAUUUUAAGGUAGAAAAAGAACGAGCCUACUGGUGUUUAAUCCGGUAACGUAUAUACCUACAUAAAUACAUUCGUUACAUUAUUAAACCGUUUUUGCCUUCUGAUACUCGUCCAUUGCCCGUUACAAGAUUGAGAAAGAUCGAAGGUUGAAAGCAAGCAAGUUUGAGCAAGGAAAAAUAAAAUAUACAGCACCUCGUGCGAAAAAAAAAAUCAAAUGAUUAACGCGGCAUCGUAAAAGUGCAUUUUCAAUGCAACGAUUAAAACCUGAUUUAUUUCUUUCGUGUCGUUGGGGUACUUGGGGAAAAGGUCAAGAAUUCCAUAGAAUUUCGCGUAAUAAACGAAGCUGAAUAAUCGAUCGAACAAUUGACGAACUUUAGAAAUUAAUCACUUGAAUA